Leptopilina boulardi is the source of this 6339-nucleotide messenger RNA. RefSeq lists its product as uncharacterized. Gene Ontology annotation, biological process: neuronal signal transduction; chemotaxis. Gene Ontology annotation, molecular function: microtubule binding. The transcript has 5 exons. The record is from RefSeq and is a predicted model, not a curated record. Lineage: Eukaryota; Metazoa; Arthropoda; Insecta; Hymenoptera; Figitidae. Gene Ontology annotation, cellular component: rough endoplasmic reticulum membrane; nuclear membrane. The coding region runs from base 854 to 3796 and encodes 980 amino acids.
UUUCAUGGGUGACUUGGGGAGAGUCGUGCCACCAUAUAACGAUUGAUUUUCUUCCCUUUUUGAGAGUCGAGUCGAGAUAUUCCGCGAAUCAGACUCCUCAUACCAAAAGGCAAGAAGCAACCCGCCAAGUUUCGAUUUCCCGACGUGUCGCAUACUUAUGUGUAUGUGUGUGUGUUUAAAACUCGGUUGCUCGGACAAAGGAGGGGCUUCGUCAGGAGCGUAUCGAGUCAUUUGAGAAUUUUGUAUCGGACAAAAGAUACGAAACAUUACCCACAUUUCUUGAGGGUUCGGUUUCCAGGAUUUCAUGCGUUUCGCGAUUACAAUCAUACACAAAAUUGUAUUAUUGUGGGAGUGUAUUCCUCUCUUUUUCUUUCUCUCUUCUUACAUUUUUUAUAUAUAUAUAUAUAUAUAUUCGGGCAGGUGUGUACUAUCUUUUCUACACGCUUCGUUUCUUCCUUAUUGUCUAAAAUACAUGAAAUAAUUUGCUCCCCCUCAUAGAGUAUCAGAGGCCAGUCAACUCGAAUAACUUUUCCAGUUGCCGGUAGUGCACGGUCAGUUUAGUUUCUUUCGUUUUAAUUUUACAUAUACAUAUAGUUCAAUGUGAAACAGUUGAGUCGGAGCAUGAAAAUGAAAGCGCACCAGUCGAAUAGCGGCACCAGGGUGCUUCUAAACCUAUCCCUUCUCAAGGAAAUGCAACAUUAAUUCUCUUUUUUCCCCCCCUCAAAAAUCAUUGGAAUUUUCUUUGAUAUAAGAGAAAAAAAGCAAAACAAAAACGUGGCGGCGACAGUGUUAUUGUGAAGCAGAAGAUUCAGGACCGGCACGACGAGUGUUAACCCGCGUUUGCCAUUGGAACAUGGCUUCCAGCAGCUCUGACAGUGACAACAAUGUGCCGCAAUGGAAGCGGGAUCUCAUUCGACGCAGACAAGGUAAGGUGAUCACCAGCAAUUGUAGUGGUGGUGGUUCCGCAUCUUCCUCGAGGGAAUCAACCUGUGGCGCUGUAGUCGUGACCGCUUCUUUCGAAAGUUCACCAGUCGCGGGCAACAUGCGUCUCGAAGCGGAUGUCUCGCGUUGUUCCGACUCGGAGGACGUUCUUAAUUCAGUUCCCGGUGGACGAACAUCGGAAAUUAAUAUCGAGAAAAGUAAAUCGGAAAAUUGUGAUUUAUAUCGGGCAAAGAAAGUCGAGAGAAAAAGUGAUAUAUUUCAAUUAUUAGAACUCUCGAAAAAAACACAACAACGACUUGAUAUGACACGUGAAAUAAAAAAAGUGCCGGACGAUUGCGAAAGUGACAGUUCCGAGGAAUUGCAGUAUGGACCGGGAAUUGUCAAUAAAUUAAAAAGCAAGUACCUUAAUUUAACGCUAAGAGAGACAAACAAGAAUCGAGGCUCGGUGCAACGUUUUAGACGAGCAGCGAGUCUUGAGGAUCUUCUCGAUUGCGAUGAUGAUCCACCGGAGAAAAUGGUCAAAAGAUUUGCCAAGAAAAAUGUUGUAACAAAGGCAGAACGUUACAGAAACUCUUCGAGGGGUAAUGACUCGAUGAAAAGAGCGAGAAGCGUGGAGACUCUUAUGAGGUACAAUUCAGCACCAGAGGAACCAAACUCAAACCGGUUUGGGUCCAUCUUCAAACAAGAACCCGUCAACGAUCAUAUUAUUCUCAUCGACAGAUCGUCCGCUAAGAUUGAGAGUCGCCUCGUUGAGGAGAGACCAAAGGCUGUCAACAAACCCAUGAGGAUCAAACCUGUCCUGGCGGAAACUGAGAGACCACCGCCGGAUCUAGUCAAGACCACAAUGAGAAUCUUUGAGGGUUCGACAAAGAAGCUCAAGCCAAAGGGCGAGGUCGCUGCUAAAGUUGCAACAUUCAAGACAAUUAAUGAUACAUUCAAAGCUAAAAAUCAGAAGAAAAUCAUUCCAAAACCACCGUUACAACCGAAACCAUUUUUAAAUGGCAACAAUCGUACUUCCUGUUCGCCAAAGAAAAUUAUCCUCACCCAAAAACCAACCAUAGAAGUGGAAAAACAAGAAACUCCCGGCGUUAUCACCGAACCAAUCGUUCAGUCCGUAUCAUCAGUUGUCUCCAAAUUCCAACAAAUCGAAAAAUCCCUAUCUCCCUCGCCAUCACCUGAACCAUCUUUCAAAGAAAGAGUCAAAUUCUCCCCUGUCCCAAGUCCCGAACCUUCGCUCAAUAAAUUAAAAUCCUCCCUCGAAAUCAAUGUUAAAUCACCACCAGUGACACCAGUUUUAUCACCAAGAAUACAAUCACCAGCAUCACCGAAAAAAGAUAUCAUUCGACAAAAUUCCAGUCCCGUUCACAAAUCCAGUCCUAGUCGUGAAUUCGUUAAACAAAUCUCCGAACCUCCAAAGUUUUGGCAUCAAAUGGAAAAGGAGAAUAUGAAACCUGAGAUUAGUACAGUAACAGAAGAAAGUGACAAUAAAGAAGAAAUAGAGAAUAUUGAAUUGAGGGAAAACGAAAAAUCCGAAGAUCUAGAAUUAGAUGAUAAAGAAAUUAAAGAAAUUGAAGAAACGCAAGAAAACGUUACAGAAACCGAUGGACCAAGGACCGUUUCAAGGUCAGCUUUGGAUAACAUAAGUAAAGCUGGAACAACCCUGCAGUUUAAUUUCAAUAACAAAAGCAUCAUUGAUAAAAGUCAUUUACCAAUUUUAGCUCAAAAUGGACAAACUAAUAAUGAAAAACUUUUAUUAACAACAAGUGAAGAUUUAAAUAAUAAAACUCGUAUUCAAGAAAGACUUAAUCCAGAAAAAAUUGAUAAACAAAAAGAGGACUCAUCUAAUGAUAAUCGACCAAUGGGAGCAAUUUCGAGUUUAGGAUUAAUUAAAACAGUGACAAUGACAUAUCCACAAUCUAAUGAAUCAAAAACGAUAAGAUAUCAUCAUAAAUCAGAGCCGCCUCAAAAACAAAUUGGCAUCAUUCGACCAUUGGUGUCGACAAAAACACAAUUGCCACAACAAAAUUUAAGUAACAGAGAACUUGAAAAAAAUUUAAUAAAUCGAGUUAAAAGCAUAGAACAACAACCAACAAAAGUUGUAGUGAGUUUAAAAAGUGCGGAGGAAAUACAAGCUAAAAAAUCCGAUUCUAGAAGUGGUCUUUGGGAUACGAAGCCUUGGAAUCAGCAGAAUAAUACAAUGGUCUUCAAUUUUAGCGGCAGAAAGGAUGUUCCUGACUAUAUCGAAAACGAUGGCAUGAACAUCAAGAGGAAACGUGAUAAACCAAUUGUUACUGAAGGAGGUAUUAUAGUAUUAGACGCGACUUUGGAUGCUUCGACGACCGAUGAAUCUGAUUGGGAAAUUUCUGGAGGUCCACCUUCUCCUUGUGAUGUGUCUUUCUUAAAUGACAACAUUCUCAUCAACGGUCGGAGUAAUUUAUCAAGACAGCCUAGAAAUCAUAAGCAUCGUAUUCAAUUUAAUGACGAGGCUACUCGGACCUUUGAAUAUCCUAGUGAAGCCUCAAUGCUUGAGGGCGAUGGGUCCAGUGUAGAUGGUGAAACUUCCGGUUCCGGUGAACAGUUUGCGAGCAACAACGCUAGGCCAUCCACCAGUUUACCUUCACUACUAGGAGGAAGCGUGGGAGGAGGAGGUGGAGGACUUGCAACAUAUACACCAAGCAAAGUUGAUUUAAAUUCCGAAGGAUUUGAAUUAGGAGUGACUAGAGCGACAGCUUCAACAAUUCCUUCGAUGAUUUCUACAACGCAACCCGAUAGUCUUACUGAAGAGGAUUAUCUCAAGCCAGCUCAAGAUGCUGGAGCCUGGGGCUCUGAAACAACUGCAGAUAUGUUAUUCUGACAAUUCCAAUCAAGUUCUUCUUUCAUGAACUAAAAAAAAUGGCUUUCUAAGGAUAUUUUGUUUGAGGAAAAAAAAAAAUAUUUCUUCUAAAUAGAAAAGCCUUAAUUCUGCUCACUCAACAUUUUCAUUUUAAGUUAAUGCCUUCAAAGCAUAUACAUAAAACAAAUGUCGAUAUAAUAGUAAUUUUUAGAGUCACAUAAAUCAUAAACAACGACUAGAACGCGAGUUCUUUGGAAAAUUAAAGACAAAUUCAAAAUAAAAAUAAUAAAAUUAAAAGUAAAUAAAACGAAAAAUUUUAUUUUCUCCAAAAAUACUUUCCGAUUAAAUUUUCUUUAUAAUGUUCAUAAUUUUUUUCCAUUUAAAAAAAUCAAUUUUUACCAUAUUUAUUGUUUUCUAUAAAAUAAAUAUGGUUUAUAAAUUUAAUAAAUUUUUAACGAAUUCCGUAAAAAUUAAACAAAAUUAAAAAAAGGAAAGAAAAAUUUUAAUUUACUUAAAUUUAAUUUUCCAGAGGACUCAAUUGAAAAAUGCGUUUUAAAAAUUAGAGGCUUUGACGUAUAAUAUUACGCAAAAGUUUAUUAGUUAAGGAAAGACGAUAUCAUUCCAAAUCUGCAUUUCGUUUUUUUUUCAAAUUGCAAAAAACACGUAAAUCUUUCUUUGCGUAAUGCGAUUAAAAAAAAAAAACUGCCAGUAAUUAAGACUAUUACCAUAUAUAGAAUUAUCACACGAAAAAGCCACUAAUUAAUUUCCAAAAUAAAAAAACGCAUAUCAACUUUUUUUUUGGCAAAUUUUCGGACCAAACGGAUUUAAUUUAGAAACUUUUUUUCUGAGAUUAAUCUCAAAAACAAGUUUUAUGCGAAACUUUCUUUUCUUUUAAGACGAAUUAAAACAAUUUUCUAAAUAUAAAUAAGUGAUUUCAGAAUGAAGAAAACAGAAACAUAUAUAAAAUAAUAAUUCAAGUUUAGAUUUGUAAAAUUUUUUGCCAAAGUAGGGCGUAAGAUUAUAUAAAUAAGAGUAUUUAAAAAAUACACAAUUAUGCGAUAAUAUCAAAAACAUUUUUGACCAGUUUGAAAAGAAAAGAAAAAAAAUUGUAAUAAUUGUAAAUGCGAGAAUUUCAUUCCAAGUGCGUUAUGCCAAAGUGUCUCCGAUUUACGGUGAACAAAAAAAAAAAAAAAAAAAUCGUUGGAGCUGGGCAUUAAUGAAAUUUUGAAUUUAUAAGAAAAUCAAGUUAAACUAUUAAAAAGUUUAAAUUUAAAAUAAAAUAAAAAAAAAUAAAUAAAAAAGUAAAAUAAAGAAAAAUUAUUUUGUUUUAAUUUCUAUUAUUGUUAUUGAAAAAAAAUGUUAAAAAAUUCAUUCGUAUUAUUUUUCAAAAAAAAAAAAAAAAAAAAAUGAAUUUAAAUUGUAUAAUUGCUUGUUAUAAAAGCCCAGCUCUUUAAUUACUUCAAAACCGGUUAAAUUUAUUAUCUUUGAAUUAUAUAUUUGGACAAAAAUAAAAAAAAAUGAGAGAAAUGAACUUGUAAAGUUCGUUGCGUAUGAUUAAUUUUAAGUGAAUCUAAUUUGUAAAUAUUAAAUUAUUAUUGCUAUUAUUUUUGUUAUUUCCGACGUCGAGAAUAUGCUUUGUUUAGUCUAGAUUUUUUUUUUUUUAAUUCUUUCCUCUAAAAAGGGGAAAUGUGUGUGUAUUUUUAUUUUUACGUCUGGUUUUUGAUCGGAAGUAAGGGUAAAAUCAAUCCGACGAAACAAAAAUGUAUUCAUGUAUUAGUAUUUAAAGUGUGAUUGAAUUAAUAUACGAUAAACGUAUUUGUAAUUUAUUUGAAAGAUCCCGAACCGGGACCAACGAGUGUGAAUAUUCGUUUGGAUUUUUUUUUGUGUGUAAUUGGAUCGUUUAAAAAAAAUGUAUUUCCAUUGUAUAAUCGGUUCGACGGGUCUUAGUCAUUGUGAUGUACUGUUUUCGUUGAAACGAAUUUAUAUCUAUUUUUUUUUCGUUUUUUUUUUUAUUCGAUAGUCAGUAAAUCAGACUCACAGCGUUAGAAUCUUGUGAUAUAUAUAUAUAUUAUUUUUUUUUAUUAAUUUUCAAUAUAACGCAAUGUGAAGCGAGAAACAUUCCGAAAAAAUAGUCUGAAAAAAAUUAUAAAAAAGAACUCUUAAUUCCAAAAAAAAAAAAAUCAAAUUGCAAAAUUAAAUCAAUUUUAUAAUUCUUUUUGGUAAGAAAAUGAAAACAUUGGAUUUUUGAGUUAUUUUACUUUUGUCUCUUCUACGAUCUUCUUGCUUAAUUAUCAAGGAGUGAUAUUUUUUGUAUAAAUUAUUAUUGUACAGUAUCAAGGAGACUUGACUGUGUCUUUUUUUUCGCGAAAACUGGUGAACCGCAAUCUAAAUAAAUUAAUGAUUUUGAGAAAAAUAAUAUUAAUCUACAAUAAUGGUUAAUAUUUCGAAGCUUGGAAUAAUAAUAUCUUAUUAAAUAUUCUUACCAGUUAGAAAUACUGAGUGUUGUAUCGUCUGUGUGUUAUGAAAUACUGAGUAAAUAAAAAAAAAUCGCUACGUACAACAUA